AUGUUGAAUGUGUUUGGAAACAAGGAUUUGAUGGACCGUCGGGCUGCACAGUGGGCUGGCUGCAGUCCUGGGCUCGGUUGUCAAUCGCUGGGGCCAUGUGAGGAGGAGAAGGGCUCCCAUCUGUUGCUCACACCCUUUGAGAAAGUAACUUCUGACAUGAGGACCAAUGAGAAGGUGAAACACGAAUUGAUUGUGGGAAAGAGGAUUGGAUUUUACCAGCUCCACGGCAAGAUUGGCUUCGGCAACUUCUCACAAGUCAAACUCGGGAUUCAUAACUUGACCAAAGAAAAGGUAGCGAUCAAGAUACUGGAUAAGAAACGACUUGAUGCCAAGACAUGGCAGCUCUUCUCAUGUGAGGUGCUGAGCAUGGAGCGGCUUCACCACCCAAACAUCAUCCGCCUGUACGAGGUGCUGGAGACACAUCACCGGCUGCACUUGGUGCUGGAGUACGCAGGGGGGGGGGAGCUGUUCACCAAAAUCGGCACAUGGGGGCGCCUGUCAGAGCACGAGGCAAAGCUGAUCUUCAUUCAAAUUGUAUCAGCUGUCAAACACAUGCACGAGAACAAUGUGGUCCAUCGGGAUCUGAAAGCAGAGAACAUAUUCUACUCUAGCAAAAACUGUGUCAAGGUUGGGGACUUUGGCUUCAGUGCCCUGUGCAUCCAAGAUCAACUCUUAACCACCUGCUGCGGUUCCCCUCCAUACGCAGCCCCAGAGCUAUUCAGAGAGAAGAACUACAUGGGGAUCUAUGUAGACACUUGGGCUCUGGGUGUUCUCCUGUAUUUUAUGGUGACUGCCAACAUGCCAUUCCGUGCAGACACUGUCAGGAAACUGAGAAAAACUAUCUUAAUGGGAUCCUACACAAUUCCAGCCUAUGUAUCAGACGCCUGCCAAAGCCUGAUCCGUGCAAUCCUUCAGCCUGUUCCCAGCAACCGAUCCUCCCCAACGCAGUUGUUGAACAGCACAUGGCUGAGAGGAAUGGAGUAUCCAGAACCAUACCAACCAUUCCACUUGAACCCAGCUCACCUUAUCAGCUCUCUCCCCCUUACGGAGGAGGAGAGGGAGGUGAAGAAUACUCUCAACAGUUUUGGAAUCACAGAGGGGUACAUCCACAACAAUCAUUGCUCGGAGUCCCACAAAGCCAUCACUGGCACUUACAGGAUUGUUCUCCAUCAGGUACAAAAGAGACGACGAUUAGAGAUAGGAGGUGGUGCCAUUGACAGUGACUGCAGCGUGGGCAGCAGGGUAGCUCAUAGUAGGAGGAAGCAUAUUAGAGCUCAUGGGCAGACUUCAAAGAUAUGUUCCUUUAUGUAAACCCAAGGCAAACAAGGAAAGUGGUGUGUAACAGGAGGUUUUGUGGCAACAAGGCAUUGUCUGGGAUCAGGGUGAGCAGUUCAGGUAGUGAGAGUAUGAAGCCAUCUUUCCAAAACAAAUAGCUCAAAGCUAAUGAUCAAUAAUUUU
Molecule: messenger RNA, 1458 nt
Organism: Callorhinchus milii (elephant shark)
Lineage: Eukaryota; Metazoa; Chordata; Chondrichthyes; Chimaeriformes; Callorhinchidae
Product: serine/threonine-protein kinase NIM1
Exons: 3
Coding region: 1-1311 (436 amino acids)
Biological process (GO): protein phosphorylation; intracellular signal transduction; microtubule cytoskeleton organization
Cellular component (GO): cytoplasm
Molecular function (GO): tau-protein kinase activity; ATP binding; protein serine/threonine kinase activity
Source: RefSeq, a predicted model, not a curated record